Messenger RNA from Daphnia magna, 1790 nucleotides. Its product is annotated as probable chitinase 10. Gene Ontology annotation, cellular component: extracellular region. NCBI's taxonomy places the organism in Eukaryota, Metazoa, Arthropoda, Branchiopoda, Diplostraca, Daphniidae. The transcript has 4 exons. Gene Ontology annotation, molecular function: chitin binding; chitinase activity. Gene Ontology annotation, biological process: carbohydrate metabolic process; chitin catabolic process. The record is from RefSeq and is a predicted model, not a curated record. Bases 77 to 1690 code for a protein of 537 amino acids.
UGAGCAUAAACGUAUUUAGAGGCAAAUGCAUUUCUGUUUCUCUCAGUUAAGGCUUUAGCAUUUACCGGAAAGGAGAAUGAAAAUGCUUCUGUUGUCGUGCACGGUCCUUUUGGCUUUAAUGUCGUCUUCUAUCGACGCACAAAAUUCGAAUUUCAUCUGUUACUUCCCUAACUGGUCACGAUAUCGUACAGGACUCGGUCAGUACACUGUGGACAACAUCAAUCCUAAACUAUGCACCCAUUUGGUGUACGCAUUUGCCGUCCUGAAUGAAACUACCUACAAGAUAAAGGUGUUUGAUACCUGGGCAGACAUUGAUCUCGGCGGCUAUCAGAAGUUUGUCGCUCUCAAGACCCAGAACUCCAAGCUGAAAACUAUGAUCGCCAUAGGAGGUUGGAACGAUUCUAACGAUGGAACUGGCAAGUAUUCAAAGUUGGUGGCCAGCUCGACCAACAUCAAUACGUUUGUCAACUCGGCUGUGACUUUCCUACAAUUAUACAAGUUCGAUGGCUUGGAUUUGGAUUGGGAAUAUCCUUCGACUGCAGCUGACAAAGUCGGUUUCACUAACUUAAUCGUAGCCCUAAAGAAUGCCUUUUUGCCGCAUGGUUUUUUGCUAAGUGCGGCCGUUUCUGCUUCAUCCAUCGAUGCCGGUUACGAUGUUCCCCAGAUGAGCCAACAUUUAAAUUUCAUUAACUUGAUGUCGUAUGAUUUUCAUGGCGCUUCCUGGGAGCCAACCGUAGCUGACCAUCACUCUCCUCUUCGCAAGCGUCCAACGGACCCGAGCAAUUUCAAUUCCGAUUUUGCUGUCAACUAUUGGAUUACUAAAGGUAUGCCCGCUUCCAAAAUCAAUAUGGGCAUACCUGUUUACGGAAUGAGUUGGAAACUUACCUCCACCACCAUCGCCCCACCGGCGCCCGCCUCCGGUGCUGGAGUCGCUGGUCCCUUCACUGGGACGCCUGGUUUCAUGGCUUACUACGAAAUCUGCAGUGCUGUUCGCUCCAACGGUUGGCAAGUGGUCCAAGAUCCCACUCAAGCAAUCGGUCCCUAUGCUGUUUCGCCGACCAGUCCCAAAACUUGGGUUGGUUACGAUGAUCCAGCCAUGGCUAUCGUCAAAUCCAAUUACAUUUUAUCAAAAGGAUUGGGUGGAGGAAUGGUAUGGGACAUCAGUAUGGAUGACUUUCGAAACACUUGCGUCGCUGGAGCCAACCCAAUCCUGACGGCAAUCUCCAAUACCCUUAACGCUUCGUUAACCAUUUCUACUACACCAUCAACUCUGUUAACAACAAAGCCAGCCGUAACGACAACUAAACCAAUUUCGACAACAAAAUUUGCUUCAACUACAAAGCCAACUUCAACCACGAGGUCAACUUCAACACAAAAAAUAGCUUCAACCACAAAACCAGCGUCCACCACAAAGAAAACAACAAUAAAACCAAAGUCAACGACAAAAGUUGCACCAACAACAGCUAAAGCUACUACUCAGGCAACAAGGUCCACGACCAGAAAACCAUCUGGAACUUUCACCUGUCCAAGACCAAAUGGACUGUUUCCGGACCCUGCCUCUUGCUCGUCUUUUUACUCUUGCAGUAACGGAACACCAAUCAAAAUGCAAUGUGGUACUGGAUUAUACUUUAAUCCUACUUUGCUGGUUUGCGACUGGCCUUCCAACGUGAAUUGCACCGUAAGUGGUUGAAAGAGUAAUGCAUACUCCCGAAGAAGGGGUGUAAAUCGGUGGUGGCACAAACAAUUCUCUAAGAAAGUUAAAGAGGUUUUAAUAAACAUUAACAGCAAAA